Molecule: messenger RNA, 1167 nt
Organism: Lolium perenne
Lineage: Eukaryota; Viridiplantae; Streptophyta; Magnoliopsida; Poales; Poaceae
Source: RefSeq, a predicted model, not a curated record
CACCACCCUUGACCGAGGAGGGAGGCACAACACAACCCAACAACAACCGGCCUUGGGUGUUGGCGAUUCCCACACAUCUUGCCCAACCACACAUGUGCCAUGGGGCUCCUCUUGUAAUUGCUGUAUACCCAACCACCACUUCCUCCAAAGACCCUCUUAACCAAACAAACAAGCAAGGCGCAGCAACCGCAGCACACCGAUCCCCAUUUCAUUCCAUUCCAUUCCAUUCCAUUCCCCAAAGAAAUCAGACGAUGAAGAGGGAGGGAUUCCAGCACGGCGCCGUCAGGGUCCACCGCAACAAGCUGCUGCGGAUCGCCGACGGCGACGCGGCCAGGGCGGUGGGCGCGUACGCCAGGGCGCCCUCCAAGCCGACCAACGCGUCCAGGAGCACGGGCAAGUGCCGCCGGCCGCGCUGCGGCGGGUGCCACGAGCACCCGGUCACCAAGGCCCGGGACAAGGCAAAGGGCGCGCACAAGCUGCGCGCCAGCGACGUCGCGCUCAACCACCGCCUCGUCUCCUGGCGCGUCGUCGACGGCGCCGGGUCCUGUGCGGCCGGCACGGGCAUACCGGACUACAAGGGCGCGUCGGCGUCGGCCGUGCUUUCCUACCUGGCCGGAGGCAACAGCUGGCACGAGGAGGACGACGAGGACGGCGCCGAUCUCGAAUCCACCCCGCGGGGGCUCUCCGACCUGUACGACCUCAUCGUCGGCCUCCAGGCCGACGCCCCUGCGCCCGGCGGCAAAGAAGCCGACUUUGUGGCGCCUGCCAAUAACAUAGCUGUAGGAGACAUUAAUGAUGCAAUUGAGGAGCAGGAUGCCGAUGGGGAUGCCGACGAGGAGGACGACAUGGGGUUCUGCAUGGUGGGCAUCACCAUCGCGCUGGAGUUCUCCGACGGGGAGGAGGACUGGAUUGUGGUGGAGGAGAUCCCAUCGACCUGAUCUCAUCUCAUUCAAUUUGCAAAUAAUAAGAAGAGGUCAGCCAUAUCCCUGUGUUGUAUAAUUCCCAUGUGCAGGUGGUGUGUACAUACUGUUCCUCUGUUAAUUGUGUCCUUGUGUAUAUGUCAGUGUAUCAUCUAAUUGUCUUCCCCCAUGGAUUAUGCAUGAUUCGAACAUGAAUUUAUCAUUUGUGAAUAAAAUGGAGAAGGGAUUCUUCUUCAGAUCUUGCUUC